This is a messenger RNA of Columba livia (rock pigeon), 2943 nucleotides long. It is a transcript of the gene IL10RA, whose product is annotated as interleukin 10 receptor subunit alpha. The transcript is spliced from 5 exons. NCBI's taxonomy places the organism in Eukaryota, Metazoa, Chordata, Aves, Columbiformes, Columbidae. Gene Ontology annotation, cellular component: plasma membrane. The record is from RefSeq and is a predicted model, not a curated record. Bases 1 to 2253 code for a protein of 750 amino acids. Gene Ontology annotation, biological process: cytokine-mediated signaling pathway. Gene Ontology annotation, molecular function: cytokine receptor activity; protein binding.
AUGUUAUCUAUUGAUGCUUGGCUGCCAGGUGACAACGCUGAAAUUGAAGCAGGAGGUGUGAAAAAGUCUGUUUCUUCCAGACAGCAGAAAAGCAAAACAGGAGAGGUGAAUCCAAACAGAGCUGCUGGUGAAGGGCAGGGGCAGGCAGGGCUCCAGAUACAGCAGGCUCCUUUCUUGGGCCACAAAAGUACCGAGAUCUUCUCAGCUGAGAUGAGCUCCCCCCAGAAGAGAGAGAAAGGGAAAGAAGGGGAUGAACAAACACUGAAACAUGGAAGCAGACAGACCUGGGCAAUUCCCCGUGAUUUCUGUGUGGGUGGGUGUGUGGUCACUGCCGAGCACCGGGGGUCAAGCUGCAUGCAAGCUGUCAAGGGCACCAGGCAGCAUCGCCUAACGCUCGCCAUCGGCCCCGCAGGUGAGAAGCUGGCGAGCCCCAGGCAUGUGCGCUUUGCUGCGGAGAUGGCACAUCACCUGCUGCGCUGGGAGCCGGGACACAGCCCCCCCGGCGACGUCCGUUACGAAGUGGAGCACAGAGUCUAUGGCACAAACAUCUCCUGGACAGCUGUCCCAAACUGCAUGAAGAUCUCAGGGUGCUCCUGUGACCUCACCUACUACACCCUGGAUCCUUCUCACCGCUACUUCGCGCGGGUCAGGGCUGUGUCUGGAAGCCGCACGUCCCCAUGGAAAAGGACCAAUGCCUUCUCCCCGCAAGAAGCCACUCUGCGCCUGUCGGGCCAGAGCGUCUCUGUGCAGGGCAACAGCAUCCACGUGCAGCUGCAGCUGCUCCUCAGCGCCGGGAACCUCACCGUGAGGUACGACGACAUACAGAGGCACGCCAGGAAAUACAGGGUGUACAUCAGGAGGGCUCAGGACAACCGGACGUACGAAGUGGAGUACGCUGCCCCAGAGUUCAACAUCACCAACCUGUUCUGGAACACGGAGUACUGCCUCAGUGUGGAACCCAGAGUGGCCAGCCGGCCCACCCGCACCGUGCGCACCGCCGAGCAGUGCGUCACCAUCGGCCAGAGGGACCGUAAGUACCGGGGUGCCGGGGAAAAGGGUGGCCAGGUGGGAUGUAGAUCCUCCUCAGCCUCUUGGCCCUGGAGAAACAAGGGUCUGCACCAGGGCAGCCGCUCCAUGCCCCCGCUGCUAUGUGCACCGAGGACUCUGCCUCACGCUGCUCACCCAGGCAUGUCCACUCUUGCAGGGACCUCAGAGCUCAUCCUGGGCAUUGUCAGCUCUUUCUUCAUCACUGUGUUCCUCUUGAGCCUCCUGGGGUGUCUGCUGGUGUGCACCUACAUAAAGAAACCCGUGAGACCGCCGUCUGUCCUGAAGUCUUUCAUAAAGCAGAGCUCGCUCUGGAUGGAGCAGGAGUCCUCAUCCUCGAGCAGCCGGGACACAGACCCUGUCCAGCAGCUGUUCCUGUGCCCAAAGGAGCCUCGGCAGGACGGUCCUCCCAACGGCAGCACCGGCACAGCCCAGCUGCCCCUGGAGAAGAGCUGGCAGCUCCCAGCAUGGCCUGAGGACCGCAUUUGCCUGAUGGAGACAGGGCCCACGGUAAGCGGAGACAGCAGCUGCACCAGCACGGACAGCGGCAUUUGCCUGCAAACCUCCUCCUCCUCGGAACUGAGCUGCUCCUCUAGCCUCGAGUCCCAGGGCUACAAGCGGCAGCUGCCUGCUGGCGAUGACAGUGGCGUGGGCUUGGGGACCACCUGCCCUCGCCCCACGUGCCCCCCCAGCAGCGGGACCAGCCCUGCAGAGGCCAGGCAGCCCUGCGGGGGGGAGCUCAGCAUCUCCUCCGGCGUCAGCCAGGACAGCCAACAAGACGUCGAGUUCCGUGGGUACCUGCAGCAGUCCAAGGGCACGGUGGAACCAAGGCAGGACCCAGCCAAGGGGGUGCCCUUUUUGGGCUGUGCAGGAUCCCCUCAGGGCCCGGGCAGCACUGACAUUGUGCUGGAUGUGGAGUGCUCCAAGCUGGCUGUGGCCAAAGGGUAUUUGAAGCAGUCAUCUCCUGAGCACCCCUGCAGCCACGCACAGGACCUUGCUCCAUGGGAGAACCCUCGGGACUUCCCUGCCUGGGACUUUUCCAGCCAGCUGGGACCCCGAGCCCCUGCUCUGCUUGGCUAUGGGGCUCCAGGAGCUGCCUCAGCCUCCAAAGCUGGCCCUGAGUUCCUGAGAGCUCCCUUCGACCCGAGCAUCUUCAACACUGACCUCCUGGGGACGCUGCCUUUCAUCUCCAGCCUCAGCACCAACUAGCGGCUCAUGCUGCAAAUCAAGCCCCUGAGCCUGCUCAGCGAGGACGGCAAGGACAGCCGCCUGUGACGCACCCUGUGCUGGGGAUCAGGUGCCCGCCAGCCCCGCACAACCACCCAACUACCUCUUCUAGCCACCACCUGUGGGGACCAGCUACUCCGAUAAGCUACUGCCAACCCUGAAUAUUAAUGCACAGAACUGAGCAGUGCCCCAGCCAAGACCCACCGAGAAGCACCAGUUUAGCUACUUCUGGGGCUGCUUUGGCCCCAGUGCUGCUGUGCAAGCCCCCAGCACAGCCUGCAUCUUCCCUCCAGCAACUGUCUGCUGUAAAGCUAGUGAGACAUGGGGAUGAGGGGCUCACCCCCACCUCCUCCGACCACGAAGCCCAAGAAUGCACACCGGGAUGUUUCCAAGGGAUGAUCCUGCCUUGUCUGCCCCCCCCAGCAGCCCAGUGCGGGGCUCACAGCUGCCGGGCUCAGGGCCACCCUUGGGGGCCAGCCCCACGCUUCCUCUCCCCACUUCCCCCUUGCACUGGUGAGCACUGGCCUUCUCCAGCUGACAUCCAUGCCUCGGAUGCUGUCCAAACCUUUCACAACACUGACACUGACAGCAAAGCGCAGCCUGACGUCAGGCAUCCUGCUGCUGGGAGCAGGGAGCUGCCACCCUGGCCUCGCUGGGACAGAGCGAGGGACU